Oncorhynchus masou masou (cherry salmon) is the source of this 1492-nucleotide messenger RNA. It is a transcript of the gene rdh20, whose product is annotated as retinol dehydrogenase 20. Gene Ontology annotation, molecular function: oxidoreductase activity, acting on the CH-OH group of donors, NAD or NADP as acceptor. Gene Ontology annotation, cellular component: lipid droplet. The record is from RefSeq and is a predicted model, not a curated record. Lineage: Eukaryota; Metazoa; Chordata; Actinopteri; Salmoniformes; Salmonidae.
AUGUAUAAUCUGCUUUCAUACUUGAACAUAACACACACUCUGUACAGUCAGGACAUCAAACCCCCAGGACCACCAGAGAAGAUCAUCUUUCUGAUGUACCUCCAGAUGAUGCUCCGGGAUGUGAUCUACUUUAUCCUGCGUGGAUCCGUGCGGAUCGUCUUCUGGCCGCUCAGCAAGCCCAUCGACGGCAGCUUGUCCUCAUCACAGGGACAGGGGGGCGCCUUGGGACGUCUCUUCGCCCUGGAGUUCACCAAACACGGUGCAGAGGUGGUGCUAUGGGACGUCGACGCUAACGACAACGAGGAGACUGUCAGGUUAGUGAGGAGGCAGGGGAGCAAGGCGCAGCCCUACAGGGUGGAAGUGACCAACCGGGUGGAAGUGUGCAGCACGGCGGACGAGGUGCGGAUGGACCUGGGCCGUAAUGUCACCAUGCUGGUGAACAACGCCGGGGUGGUUGCCAGGGAACUGCUGAUGGACUGUCCGGAUUAGCUGGUGGAGAGGACAAUGAAGGUCAAGAGAGGACCAUGAAGUGGAGAGGUGGAGAGGACCAUGAAGGUCGCCCUCUUCUGGAUGACAAAGGUCUUCAUUCCCCAGAUGAAAGAGCAGAACCAUGGACACAUCAUCACUGUCGCAAGCGUCCCGGGUCUCUUCAGCACUACCUGUGUGGAGGAUUAUUGUGCCAGUAAGUUUGCGGCGGUGGGCUUCCACGAGUCCCUGGCCCACAAGUGGCUGACUGAGGAAUUUGAUGGAGUCAAGACCACUCUUGCGUGUCCCCAUAUUGUCGACACGGGCAUGUUUGACGGGUGCAAGAUCCGGGAUGAGGUAGCACUGUUCCUGGCACCGCUGGAGCCUGAGUACUGUGUGGAGCAGGCCAUGAACGCCAUCCUGAUCGACCAGCCCCUGGUCUGCAUCCCACGCCUCACCUACCUGCCCGUCAUCUCCCGAGUGUGAGUACCCUGCACUGUUGCCGUGGUGACCUAUCGGUUCAUGGGGUCAGACAAAUGCAUGUACCCCUUCAUUAAGAGCAAGAAGAACAAGCUGACCAAUGGAGGACCUACCCUGAUUGCCGCUAACUAACUCUCCCUGUCAAUUCAGUCUCUACAGACGAAAUCUAAGGGCCAGUUUCACACAUAUUAAGCCUAGUCCUGGACUCAAAUUCUCCAUUGAGCCGCUUUUUUUAAUUCCAGGAAGAAGCUUAAACUGUGUCCGGGGAACAAACCUUGCGUGGAUAUAGACAAAUACUUAAUGGGAUAACAACUAUAUAAUGGGGAAAUAAAAUGGCCACACUUCUUCUCCCAAACUACUCUGCCGACCCCAACUGUAAUACUGUGAUGGUUGGCCUUCCUGUGAGUAUGGCCCAACAUAAGGUCAGUCUGCUUUUGUAACACUUAAACCACCUGGGAAUAACUAAGGGCAUCGCCAACCAUUCCCCUUGACUGGUUUAAAAGCAGGCUGGCGCCAUCGGUCCUGUUCAGCUCGUUUUAAGCAACCC